ACACAAGUACUGUGAAUCUUGUGGCCUCGUUCUAAACAAAAGAGAUUAGAGAAGAAAAAUCUCUUGAUAUAAAGCUUGAAGGCAAGGGCAGGCAAUCUUGGUUGUGAAUAUUUUCUGAUUUUUCCAGAAAUCAAGCAGAAGAUUGAGCUGCUGAUGUCAGUUAACUCUGAGAAGUCGUCCUCUUCAGAAAGGCCAGAGCCUCAACAGAAAGCUCCCUUAGUUCCUCCUCCACCACCACCGCCACCGCCACCACCGCUGCCAGACCCCACUCCCCCAGAGCCGGAGGAGGAGAUCCUGGGCUCCGAUGAUGAAGAGCAAGAGGACCCUGCGGACUACUGCAAAGGUGGCUAUCAUCCAGUAAAGAUUGGAGACCUCUUCAAUGGCCGAUACCAUGUUAUUAGGAAGCUAGGAUGGGGACACUUCUCCACAGUCUGGCUAUGCUGGGAUAUGCAGGGAAAAAGAUUUGUUGCAAUGAAAGUUGUAAAAAGUGCCCAGCAUUAUACAGAGACGGCCUUGGAUGAAAUAAAAUUGCUCAAAUGUGUUCGAGAAAGUGAUCCCAGUGACCCAAAUAAAGACAUGGUGGUUCAACUAAUUGAUGACUUCAAGAUUUCAGGCAUGAACGGCAUACAUGUCUGCAUGGUAUUUGAAGUGCUUGGUCAUCAUCUCCUCAAGGGGAUCAUCAAGUCCAACUACCAAGGUCUCCCAGUUCGUUGUGUAAAGAGUAUCAUUCGUCAGGUCCUUCAAGGUUUAGAUUAUCUCCAUAGUAAAUGCAAGAUUAUCCAUACUGACAUAAAGCCGGAGAACAUCUUGAUGUGUGUGGACGAUGCCUAUGUGAGAAGAAUGGCUGCCGAGGCCACUGAGUGGCAGAAAGCAGGUGCUCCUCCUCCUUCUGGGUCUGCAGUGAGUACAGCUCCACAACAAAAGCCUAUAGGAAAAAUAUCUAAAAACAAAAAGAAAAAACUGAAAAAGAAGCAGAAGAGGCAGGCUGAGUUAUUGGAAAAACGCCUGCAGGAAAUAGAAGAAUUGGAGCGAGAGGCGGAGAGGAAGAUAAUAGAAGAAAACAUCACCUCAGCUGUACCUUCCAAUGAGCAGGAUGAUGAUUACCACCCAGAGGUGAAGCUAAAAACAGCCGGGUUAGAGGAGGCAGCCGAGGGAGAGGCCGAGAAUGACAAUGGUGAUGCUGAGAACCAAGAAGAGAAGGAAGAUGCUGAGAAAGAAAACAUUGAGAAGGACGAAGAUGAUGUUGAGCAGGAACUUGCGAACAUAGACCCUACAUGGAUAGAGUCACCCAAAACCAAUGGUCAUAUUGAGAAUGGCCCCUUCUUACUGGAACAGCAGCUGGAUGAUGAAGAGGACGAUGAAGAAGAGUGCCCAAACCCUGAGGAAUACAACCUUGAUGAGCCAAACGCAGAAAGCGAUUACACGUAUAGCAGCUCCUAUGAACAAUUCAAUGGUGAAUUGCCAAAUGGACGACAUAAAAUUGCCGAGUCACAGCUUCCAGAGUUUUCCACGUCACUGUUCUCGGGGCCCUUAGAACCCGUGGCCUGUGGCUCUGCACUUUCUGAGGGAUCCCCACUAACCGAGCAAGAGGAAAGCAGCCCAUCCCUUGACAGAAGCAGGACAGUUUCGGCCUCCAGUACUGGGGAUUUGCCAAAAACAAAAACUCGGGCAGCUGACUUGUUGGUGAAUCCCCUGGAUCCACGGAACGCAGAUAAAAUUAGAGUUAAAAUUGCCGACCUGGGAAAUGCUUGUUGGGUGCAUAAACAUUUCACUGAAGACAUCCAGACACGUCAGUAUAGAUCCAUAGAGGUUUUAAUAGGAGCGGGUUACAGUACUCCUGCUGACAUUUGGAGUACGGCUUGUAUGGCAUUUGAGCUGGCCACAGGGGACUAUCUGUUUGAGCCGCAUUCUGGGGAAGAUUAUUCCAGGGAUGAAGACCACAUAGCCCACAUCAUAGAGCUGCUAGGCAGUAUCCCAAGGCACUUUGCUCUAUCUGGAAAAUAUUCUCGGGAAUUCUUCAAUCGCAGAGGAGAACUACGGCACAUCACCAAGCUGAAGCCCUGGAGCCUCUUUGAUGUACUUGUGGAGAAGUAUGGAUGGCCCCAUGAAGACGCUGCACAGUUUACUGAUUUCCUGAUCUCAAUGCUAGAAAUGGUUCCAGAGAAACGAGCCUCAGCCGGCGAAUGCCUUCGGCAUCCUUGGUUGAAUUCUUAGCAGAUUCUCCAAAUACAGAAUUCUGAGCUAGCAAGUGUUUUCCAGCACAUUGGACCUAAACGAUGACUCUCAUUCUUUAACAGGAUUACAAGUGAGCUGGCUUCAUCCUCAGACCUUUAUUUUGCUUUGAGGUACUGUUGUUUGACAUUUUGCUUUUUUGUGCACUGUGAUCCUGGGAAAGGUAGUCUUUCGUCUUUGGCUAAGUAGUUUACUGACCCACUUUCUUCUGGAAACAAUAACAUGUCUCUAAGAAUUGUUUCUUGUGUUGUGUGACAUUCAACUGUUUUUUGUUUUGGUUUGGUUUUUUUUUUUGAACGAAAAAUACUUUUCCUCUUUGUGUUUUGACAGGUUUUGUAACUAUUUAUGAAGAACUAUUUUAGCUGAGUACUAUAUAAUUUACAAUCUUAAGAAAUUAUCAAGUUGGAAUUAAGGAAUAGCAAGGAAAUGUACUAUUUUAUCUUCUGGCAAAGGGACAUUCAUUCCUGUAUUAUAGUGUAUGUAAAUGCACCCUGUAAAUGUUCAUUUCCAUUAAAUAUGGAAUUGGGGACUCAAACUUCAGGAAAGCUACCAAGUCGUGAGUGCUUUGUAGCCCAAGUUGCAUGUAGCCGACUUUUAACUACUCCAAGGAGCUGUGUUGACUUUUCAUUCCAUAACAGAACUUUUACAUUGGAUUUUAAACAGUGUGUCUCUGGUUUACAAGAUUUCAUUACCUACGUGGCACUUUAAAGGAAGAAAAAGACAUGCUUCUCCUUCUGAAAUACGCAUUAUAAUUUAGCACUCCCAUUUGUAUUUUUACAUAUUUUUCAAAGAACUUUUAAAAAAAAAAGGAAAAAAAUUCCCUUAAAAAAUGACAACCCAGUACCAUGUGGUGUUGCCUCCUCCAAACACUGUCAAGCAGCUACACGUAGAUUAAAUUGGCAGUAGAAACAUGU
This is a messenger RNA of Elephantulus edwardii (Cape elephant shrew), 3146 nucleotides long. RefSeq names its product SRSF protein kinase 2 (gene SRPK2). Lineage: Eukaryota; Metazoa; Chordata; Mammalia; Macroscelidea; Macroscelididae. Gene Ontology annotation, biological process: regulation of mRNA processing; spliceosomal complex assembly; protein phosphorylation. Gene Ontology annotation, molecular function: protein kinase activity; ATP binding. The transcript has 15 exons. The coding region runs from base 154 to 2214 and encodes 686 amino acids. The record is from RefSeq and is a predicted model, not a curated record.